Molecule: messenger RNA, 2732 nt
Organism: Centruroides sculpturatus (bark scorpion)
Lineage: Eukaryota; Metazoa; Arthropoda; Arachnida; Scorpiones; Buthidae
Product: mucin-2-like
Exons: 8
Source: RefSeq, a predicted model, not a curated record
ACGACAACUACCGAGCCUCCCACCACAACGACAACUACCGAGCCUCCCACCACAACGACAACUACCAAGGUUCCUACGACAACUACGGAGCCUCCCACCACAACGACAACUACGGAGCCUCCCACGACAACGACAACUACUGAACCUCCGACGACAACUACUGAAUCUCCGACGACAACUACCGAAUCUCCGACGACAACUAUCGAGCCUCCCACCACGAUUACUACAGAGUCACCUACAACAACAGAAACUCCAACAACCACAACUGCUGAGCCUUCUACAACUACUACAACUGAACCACCAACUACAACAGAAACCCCUACAACUACGACUCAAAAGCCUACAACAACUACCCAGAUGCCUACAACAACAAUCGCUCCGGUACCCACAACUACAACUGAAGCCGCUACUACUUUGGGUCCAUGUGAUUACGAAUAUACUUCUCACUCAGAAUUAGAAACGUGUCUCACGGCAAAGGACAAAUGUGAACUGGCUCUACCCACAACUGUCAAUCAAAAUCUGCAUAUCAUUCACGCCAUUAAAGAUGGACCAAAACCCAUUGCUGGGUGUUACUGGUUCGGAUUAGAAACUGUGGAAUUUCAGAACGAUCGUUUUAAACUUGGAAAAACUGGUAAAGAAUUGAAAGGUUCAGACCUACUUUUUCCAGACGAUUUUAAAUUCGUAAAAUCGGGAUGUAUAGCUAUUAGUACUAGUCCCUUUGUUUGGGAUGUUCUACCAACAACAGGAAAGUGUGGUUAUGUUUGUCAGAAAUAUAUUGUAUGGUGUUUUUCCAGUUCUUAUCAAAUUAUACCAAGCGAUAAGAUAACAGAGAUGAAGGCAAGCUGUAAAUUUCGUGAAGAUAGGAUCCUGGAUGUUGCACCUAUUGCUCACUUCGAGAACACUCAUCAGAUCGCUUGUUUGUCGAAUUGCAUCAAGAUGGCAGGAUGCAAAUCGUUUAAUUUUGGACAAGGAAAGUGUGAUUUGUUACCCGAAAAAGUCUGUGAUAAUGGAAUCGAAAGAGAAUUUAUUGAUAAAGAAGGGUUUAGCUACUAUGAUCUGUAUAAGAAGGAUGAAGUGGAAAGUGCAUCUAAAACCUGGAAUACAGCAACUUGUACUGUUCAUGGAAAAUGUUUAGCCGAUUGUCCUUUAAUUACAACCACUUCUCAAUCGAUUACCACCACCACCACUACUGAACCUCCUACUACCACUGAACUUUCUACUACAUCUACGGAAUCUAUUACAUCUACUACUGAGCCUCCUGUAACAAUAAUUACUACAACUACUGAACUUAAGAUGACAACCACUACCGAGCCUACAACAACAACGAAACCUAUUACAACUACUGAAUCUCCUACGACAACAACUGAACCCCCUACAAGUAGUAGUGUUCCUACAACAACAACAACUGAAUUUCCCACAACUACUGAGGCUUCUACGACAACAUCAGAACCUUCAACAAGUACUAAGCCUCCUAUGACAACACCAGAACCUCCAACAACCACUGAGCCUCCUACUGCAACUACCGAACAUCAUACGACCACCACUACAGAGCCUCCUACGACCACCACUACAGAGCCUCCUACGACCACCACUACAGAGCCUCCUACGACCACCACUACAGAGCCUCCUACGACCACCACUACAGAACCUCCUACAACUACUACUGAGUCUUUUACCACAAUCACUAGUAUUGAGCCUCUUACGACGACAACAACUGAAUCUUCUGUAACAACAACGACUACUAUUGAGCCUCCCAUUAAUACAACUACAGAAUUAACUACAACUACAACUACUACAGAACCACCCACAACUCUAACUACUACCGAAACGUCUACAACAACAUCUACCGAAAUUCCUACAAGCACUACUUCAAAACCUUCAACAAGCACAACUGAAUUUGCAACUACUACCACUUCGACAGAAAUUCCGACUAGUACAACCACUCAAAAGCCUACCACAACUACAGAGGCACCUACUACAACAAGCACUGUGCCACCCACAACUACCACUGAACCUCCAACAACAACAACAACUCCUGUUCCUACAACCACCUCGGUACCCACAACUACAACCGAAGAAGAAGGCACUUUGGGUCCAUGCGAUUACGAAUACACUCCUUACUCAGAAAUGGACGUGUGUGCCGCUGUAAAGGACAAAUGUGAACUGGCUCUACCCAGAACUUUUGAUGAAAAUCAGCAUAUCAUUCACGCCAUUAUAGAUGGACCAACACCUAUUGCUGGGUGUUACUGGUUCGGAUUCGAAACUGUGGACCUUCAUAAUGAUCGUUUUAAACUUGGAGAAACUGGUAAAGAACUGGCAGGUACAGAUUUACUUUUUCCAGAAGAUUUUAAAUACGUAAAAUCGGGGUGUGUGGCUAUUGGUACUAGCCCUUUUGUUUGGGAUAUUCCACCGGCAUCAGUAACGUGUGGUCGUGUUUGUCAGAAAUAUAUUGGUAAUUGAAUUUAUAUUAUCUUACUAUUGUUAACAUAUCACUUUCGAUUCUGUAAUUUUUUAUUGUAGUACGAUUUCAUUGUUUAAUGAAUGGUGAAUUUAAGAAUAAGUCGAUAAUUGUAUGUCUGUAGCAACUGUUAUUGAAGAGUUUCAGUCGAACACACUUAUUAUUUGAACACACGUAGCACUCAUACACUUGAAACGAUUGGUAAAAAUUGAUCUUAGCCAAGUAUUGUGCACUCAAUAAGCCUGGAAAAAUAGAAGUUAUGUUGAUCUUUGUU